This is a messenger RNA of Epinephelus moara (kelp grouper), 6664 nucleotides long. Its product is annotated as LIM and calponin homology domains-containing protein 1-like. The transcript is spliced from 29 exons. The record is from RefSeq and is a predicted model, not a curated record. Gene Ontology annotation, biological process: positive regulation of stress fiber assembly; regulation of focal adhesion assembly. Bases 330 to 5225 code for a protein of 1631 amino acids. Gene Ontology annotation, molecular function: myosin II head/neck binding. Lineage: Eukaryota; Metazoa; Chordata; Actinopteri; Perciformes; Serranidae. Gene Ontology annotation, cellular component: stress fiber.
CACGUGUCCUAAAAUGCGCGGCAGCAGCCUCGCGCAGUUCGGCUGCGUACAAGAAUCAUUAUUUUUAGCGCCCUAGCUCGUGUUGCAGUGUCGGGGUCGCGAGCUUUUCUCUCCACCUCCGUGCCACACUUUGAGCAGGACCUGCGAUUGAGCACCAGAGAGCCAGAGCUGGAGUUGCGGGGCGUUUGACGGUAGAAAGCGAGGAGGAGGAUAACGGGCUGACAGAGCGGGGAGGGGAGCACCACCAACACAUCUUAUCACAUAUCACGUAUCACCGUCCGGUACACACUCACUCACUCUGUGGUCCUCGGUAAACGGCCUGCCCGGAGAUGGCUAGCCCCACAGCAGGUCGAGAUAACCCGGAGGCUUCGCCGCGGGACGAGCCGGAGCUGUCAGGGUCGCACCAUCCCGAACCAGCCUGUCUGGAGGCGCAGAAAUGGAUAGAGGCUGUAACAGGGAAGAGCUUUGGAGACAAGGACUUCCGCAGCGGACUGGAGAACGGCAUCCUGUUAUGCGAGCUGCUGAGUGCAAUCAAACCAGGGCUGGUCAAGAAGAUCAACAGACUGCCCACCCCCAUCGCUGGGCUGGACAACCUGUCAGUCUUCCUGCGGGGCUGUGAGGAGUUGGGCCUGAAGGGCUCCCAGCUGUUUGACCCCGGGGACUUGCAGGACACUUCCAUACGGGCCAACCUCAAGGACUCUGACUGCAACCGCAAGCUAAAAAAUGUGCUGAACACAGUGUUCUGGCUUGGGAAGGCUGCCAGCGGCUGCGCCUCCUACAGCGGCCCUACUCUCAACCUCAAGGAGUUUGAAGGGCUUCUAGCUCAAAUGAAGGUGGAGAGCGAGGAAGGAGGCGACAGUUCACAGAAGCGCAGUGUGAGAGACAGCGGCUACGACUGCUGGGACUCUGAGAGGAGCGACUCUCUCUCUCCACCAAGACACACUCGAGACAACUCCCUAGACAGUCUGGACUCCUUCGGCUCCCGCUCACAGCACAGCCCUUCUCCUGAUGUGGUGAAUCGAGGCAACAGUGACGGGCGAGGCAGCGACUCAGAGGCCGAUGCCCCCAACAGAAGGCCAGAUGUGCGAAAGGAUGACAUGUUGGCCAGACGGACGGCCAGCAGUGAAUCAAGAUGCUCCAUUCCCUUUAACCAGUUUCUUCCCAACCGAACCAACGCCAGCUCCUACAUCCCAACUCCACGCCGAAAACCACACACAGAGGAAGGAGAGCAGCGGAGUCACCCCCAAGCCACUCCAGAGCAGCCUAAAAAAACUGGACCACACCACAAAACUCCUAAGACUGUCACUUGGGCACUUGAGAACAAUGGGGAAAAAGUAAAACAGGAAGAGGAAAAGGUGACCCGGGAAUCGGUGGAGCAGAGGAGGCUGCAGAUGUUGGAGAAGGCAGGAAUUAAAGUGCUGCCUGCUGCCGUUCGCUACAGCAGCCCUCCCACAAUGGAGCACCGGGAAGUGAGGUCACCGUCCCCAAACAUCAUCCUUCGCUGCGAAAAUGACUUUUUGAGCUCUAACAAAUCUGCAUUGGACUCCUCUGACGCAGAAGAGGAGGCAGAGGUGAGGAAAGUCCCCGAUGUUCAGAGAGACGACCUGGCAUCCAGACGAGCUCUUCGCGGCCCCGUCGCUCCCAAAGUGCAUCAGUUUGUCCCUCCACCUGUAUGUAGUGACAAAGACCGAGAGCGAUGGGAAGGCAUUAGACGAGCCUCGCAGCAAACGCUGCAGGAGAAGGAGAUCAGGCAGGUAGAUGGAGCUGACCUCAAUCAACCCACCCCUCCUUCUGCUGACCUCCCGCCCUGCACCCCUGAAACCCCUCCUUCUGCUGCUGAGCUGGAUGCACGUCUGGCUCAGUAUGAACAGAGAGCAGAGGAGGAGGAUGAGGAGGAAGAGGAAAGAAUCCCAGAUCUUCGGAAAGACGACAUGAUGGCGAGGAGGACGGGAGUUUUCCAUAAACAAAGCGCCUCUACAGUGACUUACAACCGUUUCCUGCCUCUGCCCAGCACUAAGCGCGGCACACAAGGGGACGUCACCACUGAUGCUGCUCCGCGGAACAAAAGGAAAGUGCAGGCAGACAGGGGCAAGAAACUCAACGUCAGGAGUUUCUCUCAUAGAAUUGAGCAGCAGCCACCCAGAGUUCCCAUGGAAACACCUCAACCGCAUCCUGACACGAUUGUCAUCCGAGCAACGUCUCACAGCGAACGAGAGUAUGAUGAUGAUGACGAGUAUGAUGAAAAUGAGCCUCUGCCUGACUUGGAGAAGGAUGAUAUGAUGGCACGAAGGACCAGAUCAUUCCAAAAACAGAGUGCAGCCAGAACAAACCAGUCCCUCAACCAGUUCCUCCCAGUGCCUGGAUCAGUUAAAUAUAACAUCGCCCCAGUGUCUGCAAUGAAGCCACUACACAGCAGACCUAAACUCACAGAGAAGAUGGCUUGUGAGAGCAGCAGUGUUACCGUGGCAGCAGAACCUCAAGCCCUGCCCUCCAAAGCCCCGAUCCUCUGUAAGCAUGCAGGGCUGAGGGAGAUACAGGACGAGGAUGGAAAGCAAGACAUGACAAUCCCUAACACCUCUGUCACAAAUGUGACUGAGCCCCCCUCCUCUCCAUUGCGCACCCCUCCGUCCAGUCCUGCUCAUGCUCAGACUUUUAAAGUGAAGGCAGAGCUUGAAAAGCAGAGUGUCGAGGAAAGAGCUGAGGAAAAGGUGGAUGAGAAAAAGAAGGACGUGAACGAGCAACCACGAAAGAAACCGUUCUGGCUGGAUGACGAUAAUCUACCUCCCAUCAUGAUGAGCCGGAGAGUUGCUUUUAUGUCUGAGGACACUGAGAGCGUGAGUAUGAGUGACAUGCUUAACGAGGACGAGGUGGGACACUUGCCACCACUGAGCCAAUCGCGAUAUGAGCGCAUGCACGAACAGUACAACAACUUUCAGGAAGAUGACGACCACUGGCAAAAUGACUUGGCUCGCUGGAAGAAUCGCCGCCGCAGCGCAUCACAGGAACUGAUCAGGAAAGAGGAAGAGAGAAAGAGGAUGGAGAAAAGGAUGAAGGAGGAGAGAAGUGAAAGCAAUAAGAGGAAAAGCAUUAAGACCUACAAAGAGAUCGUGGAGGAGAAGGAGCGCAGAGAGGCAGAGUUGUGUGAAGCCUACAGGAAUGCAGCGACUCCAGAGGAGGCCGCCAUGGUUUUACAACGAUACGCUCUUCGCUUCACCAUUAGUGACGCAACACUGGACAGCCUGAAACUGCCCAGAUCCACUUCAAAACCCAAACACGACCUUAUUAAGGUGGACAAGGAGCACAAAACAACACCACCUAUCAAUGAAACAUCAGAGCCUCUGUACAAACCAGAGCCACCUGUUACACAAGACCAGACGCCCACAGACCCUGAAGAGAUGGAAACAGAUCCAACUGCUCAACAAGAGACAUCAGCUUCUGUCUCUCCCAGCUCCCCGACACUUGGCAGCCCACUCAGCCCAAUCACAAACUCAGAAAGCGUGCCACCUCAGUCACUAGAACUGAAUGAGCCUCAGUCCAAACCAAACGAGUCUCCAACUACACAUCAAGAACAGCCGAUCACAGGAGGUGCAGAGCCUCAGACCAAACACACUCCGCCUCAGACUGCACAAGUGCAACCUCAAACCUCACAGCCUGUACACACACUCCCCUCCCCUCCAUCUGUAUCCCCCAGACCCGUCCACCUGCUGGCAGCCAAGCCCUACUGCCAGCCCAGGAACACACAGCCUGGACACAAACCUGUCAAGAUGGACGGGUUGGUGCGAGUGAAUGGAGAUGUGAUGGAGGAUUUAUCUUCUUCCACUCCACCUAUCUCUGCACAGCAAUCACCACUGGAGGUCAAAGAUGUUCCCUCAGAGCAGACUGAGAAAGCUGUUCCCUCUAAACAUACAGAAACAAGCGUUCCCCCCAAACCAACAGAGAAAGACGUUCCCUGCACACUGACAGAGAAACACGUUCCCUCCAAAGAGAUAGAGAAAGACGUUCCCUCCAAUCAGACGGAGAAAGAUGUUCCCUCUGAGCAGAGUACGACCAAUCAGGAGACGGUGCAGCAGACGCCUCCUCCACAGAUGCCGCCUCCACAGACAGAAAAACCAACUUCGUCUUUAGGCUCGGCCAUCAGCUCCCUGAUUGGAGGCCGAAACUGUACCAUCACGACAACUAUUGUGACAGAGCUCACACAUGUGGAGCCACAUCAUCCGGAUAUCCACAGCAAUGGACAGGUCAACGGUACUUCUGGGUUAUCUGGGAGUCCAGUGGAGGAGAACAAGGUGCAGCCGGCUACAUCACAAAACAGCAUGCACGAAUAUUCUCCCACUGUCACAGAGGGGCUUGAGGAGAGCAGUGUGACUAUUGAGACCCCCAUGUUGAACUUGGCUAAACGUGUUAAUCACUGGGUCUGGGACCCCAAUGAGGAGCGUAAACGCCUGGAAAGUUGGCAACAGGAGCAGGAGCGCCUCCUACAGGAGCAAUACCAGAGAGAGCAGGAGAAGCUGAAGAAGGAGUGGGAGAAAGCCCAGCUUGAGGUGGAGGAGGAGGAGAGGAAGCACAAUGAAGAGGAGAGAAAGAUCUUGGAGGAGACUGUGACACCCUUAAAUCCCACCUGCUCAUUAAACCAGCAGUCGGGACAGACGGGGACGACUCCAUCAACUCCAGAAAACAACAAGACAGAAAUAAGAAAUGUUCCUGCUCAGCAAAACGGCCAAAGACCCUCCCCUGGGAGUGAGGAUCAGCACGCAUCCAAGCUGCAUUUUUUCCAGGGUGAGAUGCAUGCAGAAAUACACGCUGAUGCAGGAGAUUCUGCAGGUGACGGUGAACCUUCAAAGAAACAGGAACUGUGGAAGACGGCCUCUCUGGACCGCAACCCUCAGCUGAACCAGCCACAUAUUGUUAAACGGUCUGAAUCACAUGACGCCGUGACAAGCAAACAGCAGAUCUCCCCUUCAUCACCUCAGCCUCCCUCACCCAGCAGGUGUGUUAGUGGGAAGAGACUGUGUACUGGUUGUUCUCAGCCUCUGGGAAAAGGAGCUGCUAUGAUCAUCGAUACACUGGGACUCUUUUUCCACAUACAGUGUUUUAAGUGUGGAGUGUGUGAAGGGCAGCUGGGUGACGCCACUACAGGGACUGACGUACGGAUUCGUAACGGACUGCUGAGCUGUCAUGAGUGCUAUAUUGCAUCUCGGGGCAGAGGUCAGCCCACCACACUAUGAUGACCUACAUUUGAACUGGAAGCCCCCACUGUCCUCAUCAGUGAUUGGACGUAGCAGAAUUCUUGAACUUUGACUCACAUCCUGGAAAUUCUGGAAUGCUCUUGAAAACUCUUGGAAUCAUCAUCUUUCUCCUGAAUUGCACAAACAGCUUUAUGGAUGUUACUGAGAGCAAAAACUGGACUGACAUGCAGACUGAGUGACACAACAUCACAUGCACAUACAGAACAGUGUGUGUGCUUAUUAACUGUACACAUGUAUACACUUUAACAUUUUAAUACGUGUAGCAUGGAUGUAAUCAAACAAAUCAACGUGUUUAGACCUUUGCACAUCCAUAUUUAGCACAGUUAGACACUAAAAUAAGGAUCUGAUAACAUGUUAACGCUGAACGCUGAACCACCGCACAUCAGUCUCAAAGUCUUGACUCAUUAACCCCUGCUUCUGCACUGAUCAUGUGACAGGUCUGGGUUGGAUAACCGGAAGUAGCUUGACCAUUACAAUGCCUUACUCAUCAUCAUCAUACUUUCUCAUCCUUUUUUGGGUUUUGUGUUUACAGUUUUGCAUGAAAGAAGAACAUAUAUAAGUUAUUGUGAGUAUUGCUCAGAUGACGUAGUGUGAGUUUGACGUACGUUGUUAUCGUCUCGACAGCUGAACUUUAACUUUCCUCUUGUAUGUUGUACAUCAUCAUGAUAUUUUCCGUUUUUUUUUUUUUUUUUUGGGCAUCUCGCUAACUUACACAAGCUUUUUUUUUUUCUUUAUAAUUAAUUUUACAGGAAUGAGAAUGCAUGUUAUUAAUUAUAUACUUGUUCUUUGGAUUUUUAAAUAUUUUCCCUUUAAGAUGUUUUAGCCAUUGUUUUAUUCUCAUAGACUGACUGCAUCCGAAUCAGUGCCUUAUGUAAUGAAUGCGAGAGGGCUAGUGUAUGUGCAGGAGUUGUUCACACCCACACGGACCUCUGGGUCUUGGCACAUGUGUGUGUAUGUGUGUGUGUGUGUGUGUGUGUGUGUGUGUGUGUGUGUGUGUGUGUGUGUGUGUGUGCGUGAGUGUAUGAGGUCAUGCAUGUACAGGUGUGACUGCAAUGUGUGAUCUGACUUGAAGCACAGUUCCAUACCAGCAAAAAACAUUUCAAAUGGAUCUUCUAAUCACCUGCUCUUUUCUUCCACCCCCUCUUCCAUGAGCUAAACCAAUGACACAAAGUGAUUUGCUGCUUCCCUGUUAAUUGUUCCUCCUUAUAAUGACAGCUCCACAACGUCCUCCUAUAAUCUCUCCUUGUCUGCCUCUAUCACAAGUGUUGCCUCCCCAGAGUCUGAGCUGAACGCCUCUCUCCUCUGUGUGUCAUCGCCUCGGUCUGAACACCUGACAGCGUCUUCAUCACUCAGAGGAACAGAGCGCUCAGUUCAUUGUCUUUUAUAGCAAGUGUAUGUUUAUCAAUAAAAUAUUUUAA